AUGCUUAGGUCACCCGAGAGAGGCCUACGGGGCAUUACGAGAGAAAAAGCUCCUAGGCCGUGGGUCAAGACCAGAGAGCUACAGAGACCCCCAAGCAUCCCUGAGUUACAGCAGCUGGCGGAGGCAACGCAAAUCGGGGAACCGGCAAGUUCUUCCGCAGAAGUCAGGCAGCUAGUAGACCACCUCAGUGAGCAAGCCAGGGAGGUGGCCAGUGAAGCUUCAAUGGAAAGAACACCCAGAGCUCUUGCAAUGUGGAUGGCUGGGCUAACGCUAGCAUUCGCUAUCUCCAUAGCGCUUGCUCAAAAGGUCCGGGGUUAUACUGGGCUGCCCUUGGGCAUAUGGCAUUUGGCUACUCUGCCCAUUAGCCCUUCAUACUCAACAGAUGCAGGCUCUCUCUCAGAUUGGGUGAAGGAGAUGGGGAAGUGUCUUGAUGAAGAGCAGCUGGAACUGAUGCUAGUAGUUGCAUGGGCUUUAUGGAGUGAUAUAAAUUUGCUGCUGUUCCAGGACAUACAGAACUAUCCUGUGGAUGUGGUGAACAAAGCAAUCAGCUUCUUCUAA
Molecule: messenger RNA, 558 nt
Organism: Vicia faba (fava bean)
Lineage: Eukaryota; Viridiplantae; Streptophyta; Magnoliopsida; Fabales; Fabaceae
Source: the annotation of a GenBank genome assembly